AUUAAAUUUCGGGCCUUCAGAAAAGGCCCCCGUCUUCUCCAUCUCAUUGAACGGCCAGUCCACAUUAAAAAAAAAUCAUACAAUCAAAACUCGCGCCCAGAUUCACCUGCUUUACGGAUUCGGGUUACCGGGUUUGGAGCUUAUUGUUCACCAUAGCCCUUCUUCGCCUUCGUCUUCUACUUUGCCCUAUCCAGCUAUUCCCAAAUCGAAAUCCCUAAUUUCUCAAUUGAACCCAAGUGAAUUCAUAAAUUUUUCAUCCUCAAACGCACUUGCCUUCUCCCCGCUGUAUCUUCGAGCUGCUCCAGGUGAAUAUUUGAUCCAAUGCUGGGUAUUUUUUGUGUGGUGAGAGACUAAUGCUGCUGGCAAUGGUUGUUCGGGAGUGACUGAAAUUGAGUUUGUUUUGAAUUGGCGAUGAACGAAGUUGCUGCUUUGAUAUGAGUAGAUUGUCUAUUAGGCCGCGGCCGCUUGACUUUCACAAGAAACUCCCUGUUGUGAAAUCUGUAAAGGACUUUGAGGAUGAUGAGACACCCACGAGUACUCGUAAUGCUCAGAUACUCCGUGUUGCUUCAGAGGCUGAGGCCGAGGUACCACACGUUCCUACCAAGAAACUCGCUUCUGAAAUACCUACGCCUCAGUAUGUGGUUGUGGACACAUACGAAAGAGACUAUUCCCGCACUUUUGCUCAACCGACAUCAUACCUACGUGCCAGGGGAGCUCGAGCGGAGAUUGGGGAUUUCGUUGAGUAUGAUCUUGAUAACGAGGAUGAGGAUUGGUUGCUAGAGUUUAACAGAGAACGGAAAACCCUGACACCUGAGAAGCUGGAGAUCAUUCUUUUUAAAUUGGAGGUUUCAGACCAUAAGGCUCGGGAAAGAGCAGGAGUUAUUACACCUACUCUGGGCCCGCCAGUUCCCGUGCUUCUGACUUUCGAUGCUGCUGUUGAGGCACUGCAAUCUCUUUCAAUUAAAUACGGAGUUUUCCAGUCUAUUUACAAUUACUGGAAAGAAAAACGAGAACGAUGGCAAAAGCCUAUUCUACGGCGUUUACAGCCACCACCUCCAGUAAAUGACACCAAUCCUUACAAUGUGUUUAGGCCUAGGGAAAGACCAAAUAGAUUGCACACUCGGCGGAUGCAAAGGAGGGAAAACAAUGUGCAGUCAUUUGAAAAGCUUCGCCAGGUCAGACGAAAUCUUGAACAAGCAAAGACCAUACUAGAGGCUUUGGUUAAGAGAGAAGAGAAGAAAAGGGAUGUUAUGGAGAGUGAGGUUGCCCUUCAACGGAUUCAAAUGAAGUACAAGAAUGAAACCGGCCUUCUUGAAGACAGUUUGGCCUUACCUGGAUUGCCAUCAUUCCCCAGCAAGGUGGUUUCAAGUGAAGAGGAAUUUGUGGAUUCUGAUGAUGUUGCUAAUAGCCGUCCUCGCAUGCGGCCUGCAGCUUUACAGCAUCCUUCCUUUGUGGACUCAAAGCUGGGAAUGGCUUCUGCAGUAAAUAUGAGGCGAGAGUUUAAACGGCCAAAUGGAUGGCUAAAUAAACUGGUAUCAAUGGAGCAAUUUAACUUGUCAUUUUUAUUUGUUACAGUGUUUGUGGAUACUUGCUUCCUUUUUUUAAAAAAAGUGUCUAUGUAUUUAAGCAAAGUCUUCUUGUUUUCCCCCCUUUUUGGAUCAAAUGCAGGAUCCGGAUGAGCCAGUUAUGCUGUUUACCAAGCCACUAGUUCCUGAAAAGCUGGUUGCUGCUGGCAUUACUCCACCAUCAGCUUCUUCACUACCAAACAAUGAAUCGACACCAUUACCUACAUUUCGGGGAAGGAUGGGACGUGGUGGUAGAAUUGUGUUUGACCGUUGUAAUCCGCUUAUGCUUACUCCUCCUGACUGUGGUGAAUUUAACUAUGUACCACCAAACCCCCGCCAAUCUGUAAAUCUUUGACGUUUUCAUUUGCAGCCAGUCCUUCACCAAUGUGGUAUUUAUUUGACAAUGAGCGAUAUUUGUGAGAACCGUCCAGACUUUAGUGUCUUUCAGAUCCCAUUAGUAGAGCACUUGAUGCAUAGGAUAGUCAGUCUUAUCGCUCUGCCAAUUGUAAAAUUAUCUUUGUGAGGCUUUGAAGAGGGAAGAAUAUCCCCUCAGCUCUCUGCUCUCUUUCAGUAGCAUAGGCUAUAGGGUAAUUUAGUUAGCAAGAUAGCUUAAGUGCCUGCAAUGACAACAUUUUGACCCGUAUGUGUAUGCUCCUGUUGUAAAUUGAAUGUUGAACUCUCAAAAGACAAUAAGAAUAGAGAUAUCAUAGGGCAGUUCCAAACUUGUGUAAGUUCCUCCUCCUGGCAAACUUCUUUGGUUUUAAUUUUUUUUGCGCUGAUCAUUCUCUCGAUCUUCAUAGUUUCACACAUACUCUUUUUGUUCUUGAUUGUUGAUUCUUGUUUUUACUUAUGGUUAUAGAUUGUCUUCUGAUUAUAUCGUUGUAAAGUUCUGACUAGAUAUUACUGUAAAUUGCUCUUUAAGCAACUCAAAAACAAGGCUUCAAAUUGCUCGAGCUACUACUGUUUGAAAGAAGACUUAAACAAGUGUAGUUUCACACUCUCUAUCCAUUUUUAUUUUUUUUAUUUUCAAUGGGAAAAUGAUCCUGGAACAGGAU
This is a messenger RNA of Oldenlandia corymbosa var. corymbosa, 2620 nucleotides long. NCBI's taxonomy places the organism in Eukaryota, Viridiplantae, Streptophyta, Magnoliopsida, Gentianales, Rubiaceae. The record is from the annotation of a GenBank genome assembly.